Clupea harengus (Atlantic herring) is the source of this 3553-nucleotide messenger RNA. RefSeq names its product bone morphogenetic protein 1b (gene bmp1b). NCBI's taxonomy places the organism in Eukaryota, Metazoa, Chordata, Actinopteri, Clupeiformes, Clupeidae. The record is from RefSeq and is a predicted model, not a curated record. Gene Ontology annotation, molecular function: metalloendopeptidase activity; zinc ion binding; calcium ion binding. Gene Ontology annotation, biological process: proteolysis.
GCGUGUGGCCCGGGUGUUGUUGCUCUGUCGGUAGGCUACUGCGCUUCCAUGUAACCGGAUUGUUGUAGGAAACAUUGAUGAGGCGAACUUUUUCAGAGGGGAAGCCGGCGGAUGUAUGUACCUUAAUCAACGUGCACGACCUUCCCUCUGCUAAGUUUGUAGGCUAUGCUCUGUUGUUGGCCCGAGUCCCGGGUAUGUGAGCGAAUCACUGCCCCCGAAUAAAGACACUGAGAGGCAACGCUCAGUUGUAAAACCCGCCCUCCCCUAAGUUCUCAUUCCUACUAAGUCCUCCCCCAAUUCUACUUCUCCGUUGCCUGAGAAUUUUUAGUUUGACACAUCCACUCACCCCAUCCCAGAAACAUGGGUCCGCUAAGGAGGUGGUUAAUUCUGCUAUCAAGCCUUCGUCUGUUACUGACGAUUGCAGUGGAGGUGGAGACGAGUUACUAUGUUGACCCCGCAGAAACCGCAGACACAAUCAACUACAAGGACCCAUGCAAAGCUGCUGCCUUUCUGGGUGACAUUGCACUUGAUGAGGAGGACCUGCGUAUGUUUAGAGUGGAAGGUGUCCUGACAGUAAACAACACUCAAUCAGGGAAUGGGUCAACCAGCGCUGACCAGAGCCGGAAUGUUGCUGGUCGCCUGUCCCGAAGACGAAGGGCAGCGACGUCCAGGCCCGAGAGGGUGUGGCCAGAUGCUGUCAUUCCAUACGUCAUCAGUGGAAACUUCAGCGGCAGCCAACGGGCCAUCUUCAAGCAGGCCAUGCGUCACUGGGAGAGGCACACGUGUGUCACCUUCAUCGAGAGGAGCACAGAGGAGAGCUACAUUGUCUUCACAUACCUGCCCUGCGGGUGCUGUUCCUACGUGGGGAAGCGGGGUGGAGGCCCUCAGGCCAUUUCCAUUGGAAAGAACUGUGACAAAUUCGGUAUUGUGGUGCACGAGCUGGGCCAUGUUAUUGGCUUCUGGCAUGAACACACACGCCCGGACCGAGACGACCACGUAGCGAUCUUCAGAGACAACAUCCAGCAAGGUCAGGAGUACAACUUCCUGAAGAUGGAGCAAGGUGAAGUGGACUCGCUUGGAGAGAACUACGACUUUGACAGCAUCAUGCACUAUGCUAGGAACACCUUCUCCAGGGGUAUAUUCCUGGAUACCCUCCUACCUCGUUACGACUUCAAUGGCGUGAGACCCCCCAUCGGCCAGAGGACCAGACUGAGUGCAGGGGAUGUAGCACAAGCACGUAAACUCUACAGAUGCCCCACCUGCGGUGAGAGUCUUCAGGACAGCACAGGGAAUCUCUCCUCUCCAGGGUUCCCCGACAGCUACGCAGCCUACGCUCACUGCGUCUGGAGGAUAUCUGUCACACCCGGAGAGAAAAUCGUUUUGAACUUUACGUCCAUGGACUUGUACAGGAGUCAUUUGUGUUGGUAUGACCAUGUGGAGAUCCGUGAUGGCCACUGGAAAAACUCCCCUCUGAAAGGUCGUUUCUGUGGAGACACACUUCCUGAGACCAUCAUCUCGACUGAUAGCCGACUCUGGAUAGAAUUCCGGAGCAGCAGCAACUGGGUUGGAAAGGGCUUCGCCAUCACUUAUGAAGCAAUCUGUGGUGGCGAAAUCACACGUGACAGGGGCCAGAUCCAGUCGCCCAAUUACCCUGACGACUACCGUCCCCAUAAGGUCUGUGUGUGGAAGGUCACUGUCACCGAGGGCUUCCAUGUUGGACUCAGCUUUCAGUCUUUUGAGAUUGAAAGGCAUGACAGCUGCGCCUAUGACUACCUGGAAGUGCGAGACGGAAACUCAGAGGCCAGCCCGCUGCUCGGACGCUUCUGUGGAUACCAGAAACCAGAUAACAUCAAGACCAGCUCCAACCAGCUGUGGCUCAAGUUUGUUUCGGACGGAUCCGUCAACAAGGCCGGCUUCUCAGCCACUUUCUUCAAGGAGAUUGACGAGUGCAGCAGCCCUGAGCGAGGAGGAUGUGGGCAGCGGUGCCUGAACACUCUGGGCAGCUACCACUGCGCCUGUGACCCCGGCUAUGAGCUCGCCUCUGACAAGAGGAGCUGUGAGGCGGCUACGUGUGGCGGCCUCAUCACCAAGCUCAACGGCUCCUUCUCCAGCCCCAGCUGGCCCAAAGAGUACCCCCCCAACAAGAACUGCGUCUGGCAGCUGGAGGCCCCACCACAGUACCGCAUCACCCUGCUGUUUGAAGCCUUUGAGACGGAGGGCAACGACGUGUGUAAGUAUGACUAUGUGGAGGUGCGGAGCGGGCUGUCCUCAGACUCUAAGCUCCACGGCAGGUUUUGUGGAAGUGAAAAGCCAGAGCCAAUCACCUCCCAGUUAAACAACAUGCGGAUUGAGUUCAAGACCGACAACACCGUCUCCAAAAAGGGCUUCAAGGCUCAGUUCUUCUUUGACAAAGACGAGUGCUCCAAAGAGAACGGUGGUUGUCAGCACGAGUGUGUGAACACCUACGGGAGCUACACCUGCCAGUGUCGUAGUGGCUUUGUGCUACACAAUAAUAAGCAUGACUGCAAAGAGGCGGGAUGUGACCUUACGCUGAACAGCGUCACUGGCACCAUCACUAGCCCUAACUGGCCCGAUAAGUACCCCAGCAAGAAGGCCUGCACCUGGGCCCUCGCCACCACCCCCGGCCACCGCGUCAAACUGGCCUUCGCUGAGCUUGAUGUGGAGGCCCACCCUGAGUGUGCAUAUGACCACCUGGAGAUUUACGACGGCCGUGACGGGAGGGCGCCCAGUUUUGGACGCUUCUGCGGCUCCAAAAAGCCCUCACCCAUCGUCUCCAGCGGCAACCGGAUGUUCCUGCGCUUCUUCUCUGACAACUCUGUUCAGAAGAGGGGCUUUGAGGCCACACACACCUCAGAGUGUGGAGGUAAUCUGAAGGCGGAGGUGAAGACCAAAGACCUGUACUCCCACGCCCAGUACGGAGACAAUAACUACCCCGGGGCGUGUGACUGCCUGUGGAUGAUCUCUGCGGAGAAGGGCUACGGCGUGGAGCUCAUCUUCCAGACCUUUGAGAUCGAGGAGGAGGCAGACUGCGGCUACGACUACAUGGAGCUCUUCGAUGGCGCUGACGUCAAGGCCCCCAAACUGGGCCGCUACUGCGGAUCUGGGCCUCCAGAAGAGAUUUACUCGGCCGGUGACGCCAUCGUCAUCAAGUUCCACUCAGAUGACACCAUCAGUAAGAAAGGCUUCCACCUGCGUUACACCAGCACCAAGUUUCAGGACACACUGCACACCAGCAAGUGACCGCUCUCGCAACACACUCACAAACACCCACACACACAAAUACAUACACGCACACGCACACACUCGUACAUAUACCCACACACACACACCUUACGUAUUUCAUGGAGCAGGAGAGGAGAUGACUUCUCAUUGUUCGGACCCCCCAGGACACCCGGGGGGAGUUGUUCCAUGGACCGUGGUUAUCCCUAUCCCCCUCCCCCAUCCAAAAGCAGCCUCUGGCCUUAUGUACCUCGCUUUGGGAUUGUGUGAAGCAAAGCCAAGGCACUGGACACCUCAUUUUUCAUUUUUUUUU